Molecule: messenger RNA, 1551 nt
Organism: Puccinia graminis f. sp. tritici CRL 75-36-700-3
Lineage: Eukaryota; Fungi; Basidiomycota; Pucciniomycetes; Pucciniales; Pucciniaceae
Exons: 4
Coding region: 1-1551 (516 amino acids)
Source: RefSeq, a predicted model, not a curated record
AUGAAGGUCUCUCAAUCUUUUGUCGUCGUGUCUCUUUCUGUCGCUGCGCAAACUCAAGUGAGCAUGGCCAGCCCACUCCCCGUUACCGACGCAGGUGAUUUGAGUUUCGAUUCGCCUCAACUCAGCGAAGCCGUGCUCACCGAAGAACUUCCAACGCGUCUGAUUCCUAAAGGCUUUGGCCGCCGGAACCACCCUUCCUUAAUGGCUCUCAAUCCUCGGGCACGUGCUGUCUCCUUGAGCUUCGAUUCUAAUGGACGCGUCAAUCCACGCGCCCACGCCCAAACGGACCGCUCAAAGCUCCAAAAUUCGAUUCAUAUCGGCGACACGAAUAUCCUCAACGCCAGCCUGGGCGCCCACCGGCCUAUCCGUCCUCUCGCGUCCUCCGACGAGCACGGGUUGAGGUCCAGUAAUCUCCUGGAUUUAUCGCUGAAGAUGAAGAAGCGGUCUCCUGAUGAGCCGAAGCUACCCGCAGUUGUUCAAGCUGUAUCCGGGGAUGUCUCCAAGCCCGUCUCCGAAACCUUGUCAACCCUGCCCAUCAUGGUAGAAGACUUAUCAGCCGCCAAGAAAGUGCUACCGGCGACGCCCGGUGUGGCCAACCAGCUGGCCGGAAUCCUAGGAGCACGCGGUGUCCCGGCGGCACCCGUCUCGCCUCUAUCGGCCCUCCCGCUAUCCAGCCUUCCACUCAUUAGCGAUCUGUCCAGAAGCUUACCCGCAAAUCCUGCUUCAUCUCUUCCCGCCGCUGCGCCGGCCCCCGCAACCGGCCUGCCUAUCUUGGGAUCCAUUCUCGGCGCUCGUUCUCAACUUCCCGAUCCGUCGCUGGCCGCGCUUGAAGGAUUGAGUCCAGAUGAAUCCCUCCCAAUUAACCCAUUCAAUCCAGAUCUUCUCAGCGCUUCUGACAUCAUGGCCGCCGGCGGAGCAUUCCCGAUCCAACCUUCCCACUCCCUGGAUGGCCAGACGCUCCCGAACGAGCCGAGCAUUCCCAACUUUUCACAGCUGUUUGCCGAUGCUCAGGCGAUCCAAGCCAGUGGCAGCGGGGUAGCCGACGACCCAAGCCUCCGCAACGUCAGAGCGACCAAGAAGCACAAAGGCUCCAAAAGCCAUCAUGACGACAAGGACGAGGACGACAGUCCGAAAGCCCAUCGUGACGACAACGAGGAAGAUGAUAGUCCGAAAGCCCAUCAUCACGAUAUGGAUGACAAGGAGGACGGCCCGAAAAGUCACCAUGUUGAUGACAAGCAAGAGGAUGAUGAAGCAGCACUGAUGAAGAAACUGAUCGAGAAGCUUGACCUCAAGGCUCCUGUCCCUGCAGUAGCACCUUCAGUCGCGGGCAUUGAAACCCAAGUCGUCCCAGUCAUACCUGCCACUGAUGUCCAGAAUACCGUCGCGGGCAUCCCCAUCGCAGUCUCCACUCUUCCCAAAAAGCUUCCCUCCGUCCUGCCAACAGCCAAAGCUUCAUCAACCGACUCCAAGGAUGAUGAUGAUUCCGAUUAUUCUCCCGGCCCGAAACUCCAUCGAACACGUACCGUCUUCAACUUUCCUCAUCGCAAGUAG